UUUGUAAGAAUCAUAAGAAGAAGAAGGAGGAGGAGGAAGAGGGUAGUGUUGGGUUUGGAAGAAUCAUUGAUCAUUAAUCUUAAUUGCAUUUCAUUAGAAUGCCAUCGUGGUCGGGGUGGGGGUCGUGGUCGUCAUCAGCUUCCUCUUCUCCAGCGCCGGUUCAGUCAAAUCUCGAAAGUUUUCUUCAUUCUGUGACUCCCCUUGUCCCUACCAAACCACUUUCGCUGAAAUCAUCAGAGGAAGCAAGUGGGAAUGAUGAGAGUAGUGUGGAAUACUUUGUUCUUGAAGAUGUUUGGCGAUGUUACGAUGAGUGGAGCGCAUAUGGUGCAGGAACUCCUGUGCUACUUAACAAUAACAGGAGUACUACUAGUAGUGAUGGAGGUAAGAGUACUACCCGGGUUGUCCAAUACUACGCUCCAUUUCUAUCUGCUAUCCAGCUCUACACGAACGUCAGCUGUCAUGAGACCACACCAAUAGAUUCUUCAAGUAAUAAUAUGGAUGACGUUGACGUCCACCUCCACGAACCAGCUGCAGCGGCAAGGGAACGGAAUCCUGUCGCCUACCCUUACUUCCAGUACUGCGAGACUAUUUCUCCUUACUGGAGACUUCCUCUGGUGGAUAAGAUUGCUGAAUUGGCUGCUGACGGCUUUCCGGGACUUAUUUCACUGAAAAGCAUUGAUUUAUCUCCAGCAAGUUGGAUGUCUGUUGCAUGGUGUCCUAUAUAUCACAUUCCUUUUAAAGGGAAGGUGGAAGACUUGUCAACAUAUUUCCUUACAUUUCACACAUUAUCCUCCAGUUUUCACGAUUAUACUCAAGGAAAUUACAAUCAUGUUUCUUUUCCAUUUGUGGUGGAAGAAGCAGUACAUGCCAAAUCUGAAAAUAAAAUUUCACUCCCUCCUUUUGGACUAUCUACUUUGAGGAUGCAAGGAGAUAUUUGGAUCAAUCACGUUGCAGGUGAUUAUGAAAAGCUCAUCAAUCUUUAUUGUGCAGCUGACUCUUGGUUGAAGCAACUGAAAUUUCACCAUCGCGAUUUUGAUUAUUACCAGAAAAUCAAUCAUGAGGUGGCUAGUAUAUAUAAUUAA
Messenger RNA from Sesamum indicum (sesame), 1082 nucleotides. RefSeq lists its product as uncharacterized. Lineage: Eukaryota; Viridiplantae; Streptophyta; Magnoliopsida; Lamiales; Pedaliaceae. The record is from RefSeq and is a predicted model, not a curated record.